This is a messenger RNA of Pyrus x bretschneideri (Chinese white pear), 1424 nucleotides long. RefSeq names its product bZIP transcription factor 44. Bases 484 to 957 code for a protein of 157 amino acids. Gene Ontology annotation, molecular function: transcription cis-regulatory region binding; DNA-binding transcription factor activity. Lineage: Eukaryota; Viridiplantae; Streptophyta; Magnoliopsida; Rosales; Rosaceae. Gene Ontology annotation, cellular component: nucleus. The record is from RefSeq and is a predicted model, not a curated record. Gene Ontology annotation, biological process: positive regulation of DNA-templated transcription. The transcript has 2 exons.
ACCUCUUCCUCUUCUCUUCUCUUCCUCCUCUUUUGUUUUCAGAUCAUUCUGAGAGCUUAAAUUCUCCUCCUGAGUUCUUUCUUUCUCUUGUGGGCCGAGGCUCUGUUGGGUUUUCUUCCAAGAAUUUCUGGGUGUUUUUUUUUACUUAAUUUUGGGUUUUCAUUUCUGGGUUUUUGCUGUUGAAUCUUGGGUCUUUGGAUCCUGUACCCAAAACCCAUAUAUUUUCUGAUCCAAUUAGUCUUUGAAGUUGAAAUCUGAAUUUAAUUUUGUGUUUCUGCUGAGAUUUAUUUCGCUGUUUCAGAAAAUAAAACUCUGGAAAAUUAAAUGCUGAAAAUCUGGAUCUUAAUGUUUCAGAUUCAUGUCGCCGGUUCUCAGUGAAAUCCUCCUUUCCGGGUUUAUGGUAGAUUCCUCCCUCCGGCGCAGAACCCACCUCGUCCAAUCUUUCUCCGUCGUCUUCCUCUACUGGGUUUAAUCUAAGUUUCUAUGGCUUCUUCAAGCGGAAAUUCCUCUGGUUCCACUCAGCUUCAGAACUCUGGCUCCGAAGGGGAUCUGCAUCAUCUGGUGGAUCAAAGAAAGAGAAAACGGAUGCAGUCGAACCGCGAAUCGGCGCGGCGGUCGCGGAUGCGGAAGCAGCAGCACCUGGACGAUCUGACGGCGCAGGUCGCCCAGCUGCGGAAGGAGAAUAACCAAAUCCUGACCAGCAUAAACAUCACCACCCAGCACUACAUGAAUGUCGAGUCGGAAAACUCGGUCUUGAAAGCGCAGAUGGCGGAGCUCAGCCAGAGACUGGAGUCACUCAACGAGAUCCUCGGUUACAUCGACGCCGGCGGCGGUUACGGCGGAGACUUUGAAACCGCCCCGGUUGCCGAUCACAACAACUUCAUAAACCCUUGGAACAUGCUUUAUGUUAACCAACCAAUCAUGGCCACUGCCGACAUGCUCGACCAAUACUAUUAACUAACCAAUGGCAACGAUGACAAUAGAAAAUUUUACCUUUAACCACAAUGUCACUGCUUCGGUAUUUCAAAACCUUAACUUACUAUUAUGUAUUUUAAUUAUCUCUUAUCUCAUUUGGUAAUAUGUUAUUGGUUAUAAACACCGUUACAGUGACGUUCUGAGUGUAAGGUAAGAGGGGGUGAUUGGUCAGUUCGUUUUGUUGCCUAGUCUUUGGUGUUGGUGGUGUUUGGAAUUGCAUCAUAGUCUCAAAUGAUUGGCGGAGGAAAGAACAACUUGGUUUUGUUUAUGUAAUCAGAUAUUAAUAUUAGGAGAAUCCAAUAUAUGAUGACUGAUGGAAAUGGGCAAAAUUGAGAGGGACCAGAGAAGUGGGUUCUGGAAUUUGUAAUGAGUAUUACGGUGUGAAUGCUAAAUUAUCGAUGUAAAUUUCUCUAUUGACUUUAAAUGUCUUGCCACUUGUUUGUGUAUUA